GAACCCGGGGUGCAGCGGUGACAUUCAUUUCUCAUACGGUGUCUGUCACAAUUAUAUGCAAAUAAAAACCUAUGCAAAUUAGGUGAUAUCGUCAUUGAGCGACUUCUAGGACCGCCAAUAGCUACUUUGCUUACUGAGGAGUUGGCUAACAUUGUCUUCGUCAGCUAAAGAAUUUUUGGUCCUGGAAGGAAGUCAGGUUUCAGUGAAAUUGGGAAGCAGAGGACAGAGAAACCUGUGGUUUGAGAGGCACUCAUGGCGUUAGAGUUGUACUUGGACCUGCACUCUCAGCCCUGCCGCUCAGUUUAUAUGUUCGCCAAGAAGAACAACAUUCCCUUUGAGUUCAAGAAGAUUUCUCUGCUGGACGGCGAGCAGUAUGGAGAAGAGUUUGGGAAGAUCACCCUGAUCAGACAAGUCCCUGCUCUUCGAGAUGGAGACUUCUGCCUGGCUGAAAGCAUUGCCAUCCUGCUGUAUCUGGCAGAGAAGUUUAAAACGGCAGACUUCUGGUACCCAGCCGACCUUCAGCAGCGCGCUCGCAUUAAUGAGUAUCUGUCAUGGCAGCACACGGGCAUCCGUCUCCAUGGUUCUAAAGUGUUCUGGCUCCAGCUUUUGCUUCCCAAGCUUCUGGGUGUGGAAGUCCCGCAGGACAAGCUGGACGCAGCCUUGGAGGACCUGGACAGCUCCCUGAAACUCAUCGAAGAAAAGUUCAUCCAGGACAAACCCUUCAUUGCAGGAGAUCACAUCUCAUUGGCUGACCUGGUUGCCAUUGCAGAGGUCAUGCAGCCUGUGGGCUCUGGGCUGGAUGUGUUUGAGGGGAGACCCAAGCUGAGUGCGUGGCGUGACAGAGUCCAAGCUGCUAUUGGAAAGGAGCUCUUCGAUGAAGCACACCAGAUGAUCCUAGGAGGUGUGCCAGUGAUGGAUGUCAGCAAGAUGCAGGUCUUGAAGUCCAAGAUCAUCAGGCUUUUCCUGUGAAGAAGAGAACACUGGUUCAGCCUGAACUAGCUUAGUGAAGUUUUCUGUAACACUUCUCUGUAUGAAUCAGGUAUCAAUAGAAUACUGACUGGUUUUUACUAACACUCAAAUGAAAACCAGAUGAUGAAAACAAGUUACAUCUGAGUACUUUAGAUAAAAAUGUAUUUUUGUAAAUAAAGGGUACAUAUAGGUACUGGAAGGUACUACUAGGAAACAAAACAAGUUUGGAGAAAAUGGGUCUAACAACUUGCUGUGUAGUUAGAGUAAAAAAAAAAA
Messenger RNA from Monopterus albus (swamp eel), 1245 nucleotides. RefSeq names its product glutathione S-transferase theta 1b (gene gstt1b). Gene Ontology annotation, biological process: glutathione metabolic process. The coding region runs from base 253 to 969 and encodes 238 amino acids. The record is from RefSeq and is a predicted model, not a curated record. Gene Ontology annotation, molecular function: glutathione transferase activity. NCBI's taxonomy places the organism in Eukaryota, Metazoa, Chordata, Actinopteri, Synbranchiformes, Synbranchidae. The transcript has 5 exons. Gene Ontology annotation, cellular component: cytoplasm.